Molecule: messenger RNA, 1402 nt
Organism: Hyposmocoma kahamanoa
Lineage: Eukaryota; Metazoa; Arthropoda; Insecta; Lepidoptera; Cosmopterigidae
Product: tRNA (adenine(37)-N6)-methyltransferase
Exons: 6
Coding region: 1-1317 (438 amino acids)
Source: RefSeq, a predicted model, not a curated record
AUGUCUGAAAGUAUAGAACAUUAUUUAAACCAAAUAGCGUCAGCAAGAGCUGAGAUAAAAAAUUUAAGACAACAGUUAUCCGCACUCAAGUAUGAGCAUAUGAAAGAAAUCAAACAGAUCAAGUCUACAUUGAGUGAACUCCGAUGCGGUAACUGUGAGAAUGCAGCUACAACUCUCAUCAAUCAUAGAAACGACCAACCAUCUUCUUCCACAUCUGAAGAUAUAAUUAUUUACAAACAAAUUGGAGUCAUAGAGACUACAUUUCAGAACAAACGUGGUGUUCCAAGACAGCCAUCUGUUAUGGCAAAAGCUAAGGGAGUUGUAAUUAUUGAUCCAACAGUGUUUAAUAAUCCAGAACAUGCUCUGAGUGGACUUGAGGAAUUUUCACACAUGUGGAUAAUAUUCCAUUUUCAUGCAACAGAAAGCAACCACGUGCCAGCCAAAGUGGCGCCGCCGCGGCUGGGUGGCGAGAGAUGCGGUGUAUUCUCGACGCGUUCACCACAUAGGCCAUGUCCUAUUGGACUGUCUCUAGUUAAGAUUGAGAGUAUUGAAGGCGACAGAAUACAUUUCCUAGGUGUGGAUAUGGUAAAUGGUACACCAGUCCUUGAUAUCAAACCUUACAUACCUCAGUAUGACUAUCCAACUAUGUAUGGAGCUACUAUGGAAAGACCACCGACUGAAGGAAUCAGUGACGCUGCUGAUACUAUGGCCAGUCUUCAGAUUGAUGAUGAUACCUAUGACAUUAGGAGCCUAAGUCCCCGUGUGACUAAUCCAAUGGGAAUUGAUACGAACAGGCCUCAACCAAUAUCACCUUACGACGCCGACCUACCGUCACCCGAACAGCCUAGAAAUCUUUUGACCCCAAUAUCGCCUAUCCCUGAUAUGCCAUCAAACGCGGACUUGGUUGAUGGUAUAACAUCUUCAUCCAUUUCAAGAUCUGAAACAGAAAGAGGGGCUCCCGAUGGCCAAGAAAGAUUCACACCUCCACAGUCCGCCAGAGCUGUUAAUAUGGUUUAUGAUGGUAUAAGGGUGGCUCCUUGGAUAUCUAGUCCACCGUCACAGACAUACGAAGUCCGAUUUACUGAUGACGUUAACGAUAGACUUGCAGAGUUAAUUGGUGACCGUGCUCCAGGAUUUAAAGCUAAUAUACAAAGUUUGCUUUCAGAAGAUCCUCGGUCAAACUACGUCAGGUCAAGAUACCCAGAUCACGAAUAUAGCUGUGUCUUAGAAGACUUGUCUAUAAGUUGUAUGUUUGACUUGGAUGCUUCAGUCUGUACUAUAAUUGCAGUCCGUGGUGCUGAAGACAUGCAGCAGUAAUUAACACUGUUGAAGAUAUUUUAAAAUAAUAUUUAUUAUGCAAGGAUAAAAAUAUUUAAAAGCUUUAUUCAAUUAAAACACCAUA